CAGGAGGGGAGCCUGCGGGGGGCGGAGCGUCCAGCUCUGGGCCCGGGGGUCCAAAGUGCUCAGCCCCCAGGGCACAGCCGGACAUUUGGGGGCCUUCUUUCAGCAGGGGACAGCCUGAUUGGGGACAAUGGCAUCUGUCGGCCACAUCUUGCUUCUCUGCGUGGGUCUUCUUGCCAGAGCCAAUGCAGAAGCGCCACAGGAACACGACCCAUUCACCUAUGACUACCAAUCCCUGCGGAUCGGAGGCCUCACCAUCGCCGGAAUCCUCUUCAUCCUGGGCAUCCUCAUCAUUCUCAGCAAGAGAUGCCGAUGCAAGUUCAACCAGCAACAGAGAACUGGGGAACCCGAUGAAGAGGAGGGAACUUUCCGCAGCUCCAUCCGCCGUCUGUCCACCCGCAGGCGGUAGAAACACCUGGUGCCAUGGAACUCGGCCAGGUCCUGCAGCGCCGCCUGGGCUUGGGGAGUGGGCACGGGAGGGAGGAAGAGGGGGUGAUGUACCAGCCUGGGCAGUGGCUAAGAGGGGGAGGAGGAGAGGGCUUGAGGUCCUUCCUCGCCUCUCACCCUUUUCCCCCCACAGGAUUCCCCUAGCACCUGAUGCGUUCCACCCACCUCCUGCUCACCUGCCACCUAGACUGCCCCCUUUCCCAGCCCUGCCUCACUGAGUCCCCAAGCCUCUCAGAUUUCCAAUAAAACGUGCUUUUCUCUCUUGA
Messenger RNA from Urocitellus parryii (Arctic ground squirrel), 710 nucleotides. RefSeq names its product FXYD domain containing ion transport regulator 1 (gene Fxyd1). Gene Ontology annotation, cellular component: membrane. Gene Ontology annotation, molecular function: sodium channel regulator activity. The record is from RefSeq and is a predicted model, not a curated record. NCBI's taxonomy places the organism in Eukaryota, Metazoa, Chordata, Mammalia, Rodentia, Sciuridae. Gene Ontology annotation, biological process: monoatomic ion transport; regulation of sodium ion transmembrane transporter activity.